ACAACUACCAAGCGCCGAACCUUCCCCGAUCAUUCUUCUUCCGUCUCCCCUCCCCCCCUUUUCGCAUCGCCCGGCCUGAUCCUGAAUAAUCCUGAUCGACCUUCACCUUCUAUCCAUGGCGCUCAACUUCCUCCGGCCAGGCGCGCCCGGCGUCCAGCCGGUCGGCGACCGCUGCACGGCGAAGUCGGCCAUCUUCAUCGGCGUCGUCAACGGCCUCGUCUCGCCGCCCUACCUGCAGCGCUGCCUCUGCGCCGGCCGGUGCGACGACGACAGCGACGUGGAGGAGAGGUACUACCUGCUCGCGAACUUCGUGGUCGUCGUGCUCGGCGUGGCCCUCCUAGUCGUCGACAUGGCGGCGCUCUCGCUGACGGUGGUCCUCAGCUCGCCGCGGUGGCCGGCGGCGGUCCGGUGGAUGGUCUGGAUCACCAAGGUCUUGACCUGCGGCACGCUGCAGCUUGGCGUCAACGUCUUGUAUUUUUGUAUUAGGAUGUUGUGCGCCAGGUUGAUGCUCGCUUUCGCCUGACGUCGCCAUUGUUUCGACCAGCAAGAAACCUCUCACCAUUAUUUAAUUUCAUUCAUGGAGUAACCUAAUUCAUUUAAUUUUUUCGUCCAAACUUGCGUACUCUUAAUUUUUUUUUGUGUACUUCUAAAGUCAGGUGUUGUUUAAACUUUAAACUCAGAUCACAAUGGUGCAGUGAAGUACAGUUAACCUUUCGCUGGUCACAGAUCCAUUCUUCAGAAAUGCUGGAUAAGCCUGACUCAUCCAAUGAUCCAAUUCUCAGCCAGAUUUGCAUUAGUCUCGUCCCCCUUGUGUUACUGUAUCAACUUCAUACAAGAGAACACAUUAUACCGGACGCGAUGGCGAUCAAGUUGUCAUGUGCUAGUCCUUUUAAACGUUCGAUCUUUUUGCUGUU
Messenger RNA from Setaria italica (foxtail millet), 914 nucleotides. RefSeq lists its product as uncharacterized. The record is from RefSeq and is a predicted model, not a curated record. The coding region runs from base 116 to 523 and encodes 135 amino acids. The transcript has a single exon. Lineage: Eukaryota; Viridiplantae; Streptophyta; Magnoliopsida; Poales; Poaceae.